ACAGGCGCUGGUUUCCUUGUCAGAGACAGAAAAACGUGAGGCGCAGGAGCUUCGGACUGGAGAGAAGCAUCAGCAGCAGCCGCUGCAGCGACAUUCUCAGCGCUUCUCAACCUGGCACGCUCCACUCGGUGUGAGGACCUUACGGCGAUGUGGCAGAGAUCCGAUCUUCCUUCCGCCAUGGACUCUGCGUGUUCCUUCCACAACCGAACUCCGAGGCAGUAAAACGCAGGAAAUACUUAAACUCAACUUUUUUUAAAUCUUUUUUUUUUUUUUUUUUUGCGUGUGUAAAUAAAUCUACGUGCACAGUUUGGGACCAUUUUCCAGUUUGUUAACUUCACACUUUAAACCAGGAACAAUGGUGAACCCCGGAGGAAGCGUCCAGCAGCAGCAGCCACCGCCUCCGUCGAUGUCAGCCGGCUCGCUGCCCUGGAAGCGCUGCGCCGGUUGCGGCGGCAAAAUCGCCGACCGCUUCCUCCUGUACGCCAUGGACGGCUACUGGCAUAGUCGCUGCCUCAAGUGCUCGUGCUGCCAGGCGCAGCUGGGCGAGAUCGGCACGUCGUGCUACACCAAGAGCGGCAUGAUCCUCUGCCGGAACGACUACAUCAGAUUGUUUGGCAACAGCGGCGCUUGCAGUGCGUGCGGUCAGUCCAUCCCCGCCAGCGAGCUGGUCAUGAGGGCGCAAGGCAACGUCUACCAUCUCAAGUGUUUCACAUGCUCCACCUGCCGGAACCGGCUGGUCCCGGGCGACCGCUUCCACUACGUCAACGGCAGCCUGUUCUGCGAGCACGACCGACCCACAGCGCUCAUCAACGGCCAUCUGAGCUCACUGCAGACCAACCCGCUACUGCCGGACCAGAAGGUGUGUUAAACGGACGCCACGCGGGAAAGCAGGGACGUGUGCCUUCAUUUUAGCCCCCCCCUCACUCAUUUUCCCCACAGACAUUUUGUGGACCUGUUUUCUGGACUCUCACCGAACCUGGACGGGAUACUUGCACUUAAAGAGGCGGGACAACUAAACAAAAAGACUCUCCAGGAAGAGAGUGGGACCUUUUUCCUAAAUUCCAACGGCGUCGUGUUUUCUAUUGAAGCAACAUGAUAUCAUUUUGAUGUUGAUGUUGUUGCAGGAUUGUGAUUUCUUUUUUUUUUUUCACCCACUUAGUUGGUGUGUCAAAAUAUGGCCACACACACACACACACACACACACACAUUUGGUGUAUUUGUAUGUACAGCAUGCAUGUUAAUGUUGUUGUCCCACCACUCUCUUCCCUCUCGCACCUAAAAAAAAACCAAGAACUUUAUGCUCCCUGUCAGUCAUUCAGUGGUGUAGAUUCUCCCAACAUUUAAAUGCCUGACAAGAGAUGAAUUUAUUUGUGAUAUUUUCUGAGACAUUUGCUCCACUAUGGUGUAUUUAAUUAAUAAAAAAUAUGGACGGUUU
Molecule: messenger RNA, 1435 nt
Organism: Syngnathus acus (greater pipefish)
Lineage: Eukaryota; Metazoa; Chordata; Actinopteri; Syngnathiformes; Syngnathidae
Gene: lmo4b
Product: LIM domain only 4b
Exons: 5
Coding region: 356-868 (170 amino acids)
Source: RefSeq, a predicted model, not a curated record